Molecule: messenger RNA, 1499 nt
Organism: Ananas comosus (pineapple)
Lineage: Eukaryota; Viridiplantae; Streptophyta; Magnoliopsida; Poales; Bromeliaceae
Product: transcription factor MYB80
Exons: 3
Coding region: 176-1213 (345 amino acids)
Source: RefSeq, a predicted model, not a curated record
GCAGCAGCAGCAGCAGCAGCAGCAGCUAUAUACCCACCAACUUAGUUUCAUCUCAAAGCUAAUUAAGUGACAGACACUAUAAACAAGCUAGAGAGAGAGAGACAGAGAGAGAGAGAGAGAAAGAGAGAGAAUAAGGUAAUAAAGAGAAGGAGGAGAAUUAAAAGGACUUAAAGGUAUGGGACAUCAUACCUGUUGCAACCAACAAAAGGUUAAGAGAGGUUUGUGGUCUCCUGAGGAGGAUGAGAAGCUCAUUAGAUACAUCACCACCCAUGGCUAUGGAUGUUGGAGUGAAGUCCCUGAGAAAGCAGGUCUUCAGAGAUGCGGUAAGAGUUGUCGCCUACGAUGGAUCAACUAUCUGAGACCCGAUAUACGGCGCGGAAGGUUCACCGAGGCAGAGGAGAAGUUGAUCAUUAGCCUUCAUGAGAUUGUUGGGAAUAGAUGGGCCCAUAUUGCGAGUCACUUGCCCGGCCGAACAGACAAUGAGAUCAAGAAUUACUGGAAUUCGUGGAUCAAGAAGAAGCUACGAAAGCCGACAACACCGUCAUCGACAAGUCCUCCAGGUGCCGAGUUAGUUCAACCAGGCUUCUGUACCGCCGAUCAUCUCAACGCCGUUAUCAACCAAUCCCUAACACCGAAGUCGGCUCCAGAAACCAUGUUCCUCGCCCAUUGUCCGCUCUUCAUGUUCGACACGGCCAUGGGCAACAGCCGCGAGUGCAGCAGCGCUACCACCGCGAGGGACGACCUCGUCCAAGAAGUCGCGGCCCUGACAUCCGAAAUGUGGAACCCUAACCCUAACCACCACAACCAAGAGCUUCCCUCUCUGCUCACCUUCGCAAGUUCUAUCGAAUCAAGCUAUCUCCCUCCAUUGGUCGACGGAAUGGGGAACAUGGUGGCCAUGGAAGAAGAAGAAGGGGACACAAAUGGGGAGCACUUUGAGAAGCAAGGAGAUCUAAUGAGUGAGUGGGUUGAGUCACAACAUGACUAUAACCCUGCAAACCUUCUCAUUUGGGACCAAGUACAAGGAACCAUGGAAGGAGAGGGUCUACCUAACGCGCCGUCAACGAUGAAUGCCCUUACGAGCUCAUUCGAACAAAAGUUUAGUGAGACCCGCCUCACCGAGAUAUCCAAGUCUGAGCCAUUAGACAACACUCAACCCUGCUUCGACAUUCGGACAGAGUGCUAUCCGACAGCUCAUACCUGGGUGUCUCAGUGAUUGACGCAUCUUAUUGAAUUUUUGUUCAAGCUCAUUUUCUCUUCCUAGCAACCUGUAGGAGGACCAAAAAUAAGGUGCAUAUAAUGAUGGCUCCCUCUAAAUCUCUCUAAACUCCCCACCUCUUUUUCUAUCCCUAUCUAUUAUCUAAAAUAAGGGUUUUCAAAAUGGAUGUUGAUUAUUUAUUGGUUUUGGGGCUUUCUCACUAUAUUGUUUGAAGGUUAAGCUAUACAAGCAUGCAAAUGAGUGUAUGUAAUGACUAAAGAUAGCGAGAUAACAGAAAAAAAAA